Molecule: messenger RNA, 1910 nt
Organism: Centropristis striata (black sea bass)
Lineage: Eukaryota; Metazoa; Chordata; Actinopteri; Perciformes; Serranidae
Gene: lamp1b
Product: lysosomal associated membrane protein 1b
Exons: 6
Coding region: 331-1071 (246 amino acids)
Cellular component (GO): membrane
Source: RefSeq, a predicted model, not a curated record
UCGGGUGUUUCUUAAAGCCUGUGUCACAUGAUCCUGAUGUCAGUCUAUACUGUAGUGGCGCUGAUGAACUGUGAAACCGAGAUAAUUUAACCUCAGCAGCGACCAGGAGUCAACGGGAAAAGUUUAAACUUGUUACCAGAAACGUUAGUUGUUGUGCCACCAAAAAACCCACGUUAUUAUCUGAAGAAAUCAGCGCUUGACUUUUAUUCUGCCUCUAGUGUUGUUGUGACGCUAACGUUAGCCGAGCUAGCACAACAUCUGCUAAGCUAGCUGAGCAGCCUCGUCCCGGCUGUUGUUUUUGUCCUGACGGAGAGAAGAAAGCGGAGAAACAUGACCCAGAUCGGUGCUGUUCAGUCAUGGUGGCUGGGAGUAACGUUACAGCUUGUUUUAGCUGCUGUCCUGCUCCCGGGUUUUACUGCUGCCCAAACCACUGCUGAACCGCAAAAAGACCCUGGCAGACCUGAGAAGGGAACCUAUGUGGUCACCAACAGCAACGGUACCACCUGUCUAAUGGCGUCCAUGGGUCUUCAGCUCAACGUCACCUUCAGCUCUGUCUCUCAGAACAAGACCAUGCAGGACAUUAUUAACCUCCAGCCCAAUGUGACAAAGCGCUCUGGAUCAUGUGGCCAAGACAGCGCCUCCCUGCAGCUGUCCACAGAUGCAGAGAAGACCAACCUCACCUUUUUAUUCACACUAAACACUACCUCCAACAAAUACCACCUGAGUGAAGUGACUCUUUCGGCGGUCUUGCCAGACAUGAAAGAGCCCUUCUUAGCCCAUAACAGCACUCUGGACUACCUGCGUGGCACCAUGGGGUUCUCGUACAUGUGCCGCGAGGAACAAACGCUGAAAGUGGUCCAGAAUUUGUCCAUCAACACUUUCCAGCUGCAGGUGCAGCCCUUCGGCCUCUCCGGAGAUCAGUUUGGAACAGCUGAGGAGUGCCAGCUGGAUGAAGACGACAUGUUGAUCCCCAUCAUAGUCGGAGCAGCUUUAGCGGGUCUGGUGCUCAUCGUGCUCUUGGCCUACCUCAUCGGCAGGAAGAGGAGCCACGCCGGCUACCAGACCAUCUGAGGUCACUUUUCACUCUCAUGUUCCCAGAGGCCCGAACGCUCUGUCCCACCCUUGAGAUUAACCACUGUUAUAUGAGACUUAACACUCCGCCCUGUCCCCCCCUCUGUCCCUCCAUCCUUCAUCCUUGCUGCCUCUGUGUGUGCUGUUCUCUGCCCUCAUCAGUAACACUAGUCUUUAUCACUUUGUGGAGGUUGAUAUGCUCUUUCUGAACUGACCUGCUCAUUCGUAAAAAAAUAAGGGGCUUUGUUUGGGGAUUGUGAUGUAAUGAGGAAGAAAAACCUACUGGUACUGUGUAAAGCAGGGGGUGGACGUUGAUCAGAGGGUCCAUGAGAGUUCUCUAACUGUAAUGUACUAUUUAUGAUUUCUGUGAAAGGAAUUUUGAGGGAUUAUGGGAUUUGAGGGAAUUGUAGCUUUUCUUAUUGUUUAUCAGCUUUAUGGUGGCUAUUUGUAGUGGUCUUACCAUAAAUGAGGUUUGUUACACAAAAAGGGAAUAUUUCUGGCAGUUUAACUUGAUCCACUUUAGACAGUUUUUAAAUUGCAACUAGGGCUGCAACUAACAACCUUUUUCAUUGUGGAUCAAUCAAGAAGAUAACAGAUUAAUCGAUUAGUUGUUUGGUCUCUAUAAUGUCAGAAAAUAAAGAAAAAUCUCGAUCAUAGUUUGCCAAAGCCCAAGUACUCAGAUUCUUGUUUUGUCCACAAAGCAAAGAUAAUUCAGUUUAUUGUCACAUUAAAGAAAGCGGAAAAAUACUCACAUUUAAGAAGCUGGAGUUAGAGAAAUUACUUUUUCUGUCUUGAAAAAUUGAAACAGUUGGCGAUUCAUUUAAUAAAUGACUAAUCAA